Messenger RNA from Drosophila virilis, 2183 nucleotides. The record is from RefSeq and is a predicted model, not a curated record. NCBI's taxonomy places the organism in Eukaryota, Metazoa, Arthropoda, Insecta, Diptera, Drosophilidae.
AAACCACAAGCAUUGAGACGUGGCCACUGCGCAGUCGACUGCAGCCUUUUUUGAACUAUGUGGCGCCAGCUGCGUCACAGAAGUUAACUGCUGCAACAGCUAUGGAUAAUGUUCUGACACCCUAUGGAGCCUACCAAGCUACACAGUCGCAGCCAGAGAAGUUUACAGCAGCGAAAGAAACUGAAACUACAAAACAAGCCCAAUUUGAAACUCUAACGCCCUAUGGCGCCUUGCAAGCCACCACACAUGGCAACCUUUUGCUGAUAAGCUCACCAUACUACGCUGCCUACAGUCUGCCACUUGCUUAUGUGGCGCCAUCUGUGGACGCAUCCGCUGCAACGCCCAGUACAACAACCACCAGCACAGCGAAGCCCGCAACCGCAGAUGAUAUUGAAGUUGCCAAAGAACCAGAAGAAGAAGACACAAUUGAAACAUUGCAAAAACUGAGAUCGAAUACACAAACCGACGACGAUCUAAAAAGCGAUGCCCGCCUACGCGCAGCCGUUAGCCGAAUCAAUACGGACUAUGUGAUAGAAGAGAUUGUGGCCGUGCCGGGCAAGCAUGUGCUGUCGUCCAGCAGCCAGGUCACAGCUGGCGCUCGCUCUGCCAAGCAGCAGUUGAAGAAGGCAACAGCCGCCAAACUGGGCAAGGGCAGCGGCAAACUGCGUUCGCCGCCAGUCAACGUGGAAGCCACGGGACGCACCAGCAGCAGCAGCUCAAGCAAUUUUCCACAAAUACCCUUCGGCAGCUAUUUUCUGCCCUACAGUCCCAUACGGGCGCAGGCCAUACAGGGACGCAAGCAGGCGGCGCUUAUACUUGAGCCGCACUCCAAGGCAGUGGUUGGCAAUGGCGGCACAGCCAUAUCCACGCCCAUCUCCAAGGCGCUGCUCAAGAAGGGUGUGCCCACGAACGUGUACUUCAAUCCGGAAUCGGUGGCCAUUGCGGGCGUGGGCGGCAAAGCGCAUGCAGCGGCCGACCUGGAACUCGACUUAAAUUGUUGCCCUACUGCUAUCCCACGCUUUGUCCAUACCGCGCACCACGCACAGUCCCCCACCCUCUCAGGCAAAUGCCGCUCUCCAUUUCAUCAUAGCACUAUAACCAACUCUAUAAACCCUAGACACAGAUCGGCUGCGAGAGCAGGCCCGCUGAUCUUCGAGGACCAACUGCCCUACUAUGGCGGCCUGAGUGGCCAGCUGCUGCUGCUGCAACCGCAGCAGGACGGCAGCAUUCGCAGCAGCGUCUUGCAGCGCCAGCAGCAGCCGCAGCUGCGCGGCAUUCCACGGGAUGCGGACGACACCAUUUCCAUAUCGGCCGCCAGUUUGUCAGCUGUGGCCAACGACAUCCCGAUCUCGACCAGCGGCAGCAAUUUCAAUCGCAUUCAAGAGGCGGCCGCUCGUCUGGUUGCCAUACAGGAGCUGGCCAAGCGGAAGGGCGCCUUCAGCGAGGAGGACAACAAGGUCUAUGCCAACAGUCUGCUGGAGCUGGGCCAGGCGGCCACAGCCUUGGCGCUGCUGCAGCAGAAUGGGCAGAUCAAGGACUUCAGCGUGCUGCUGCAGCCGGAGCUGUUUGGUGCACCACAAAAACAGCCCUCCAAUCUGGGCCUGGAGGCCAACAAUCCGGCGGAGCAGAAGAUCGAUGACCACAAGCACGAAGAGGUGACCGAGCAGCAGCUGUCACCCGAAGACAUACUGCCACCCAACGAUGAUCACUUCGAGGAUGUCAACGACAGCGUGGCCGUAUUGACGCCCAAAAAGGAUGCAGCCGUGGCCGAAGCCAAGCCCGUGGGUCUCUCCAUAGCCGGCGAGGGCGGCGUCGCCUCCUCCAAGCCCAAUGCGGUCGCACUCUCUGGACGCAACGGCCUGGCGGUGGCCUCACCCAAGGCAACAGCCAUUGCCGGCGUAACGCCCGAGGAAGCAGCGGCAUUUAGCAUAACGCUGCCAUCACGCAACCAGCUCGUCAUCAAGACGCCCAAUUCCGCUGGCGACGACUACGACUACGGCGACGUGCCGCUGGCUGUGUCCAGUUUUCCGCGCGUACGCGAGACGCCGCAACGUGCCGACGCUCUGGUGGACAAAUGGCGUGUAGCCAUUGCCGAGGAGUAUGCCGCCAGAUCCAGGCAGACGCAGACGCAGCCAAAGCUGGUCAUACGAGCUGCGCCCAAGCGGCGUCUGCACCAUGAAUAG